ACCAGCGAAAAAGGUUUGUCCAUGACGCAAACGUUGGGGGGGGGGGGGGAUGACUAUUUCUAUUAAUUCUGACCCCUAAACAGGAUAAAAAAUAUUUUAUAUUCAUCGGAAUCAGAAAUAUGACUACAGAUUUGUACUCAGCAUAAAAAACUAAGUAUAAACAUGUUGUUUCAUUGAAUGCAAAGUUAAUCUAGUAAAAACUAUCCCAUCAAAUACAAUUAACUGGAGUAUCUCUCCACGUAUAUAUUUAUAAGUCUGUCUAGUCUCUCAUGAGAAACUGUGGAACCAAAUUUUAUGUCUCAUUUAGAAUCACUGGAAUGUCUAUCAUUUGUCUCAAAUUGGUUACCACAAUCAAUCUCCAAAUGGGAAUUUUCAUUUGGAGAUUUUUUAAUUUAGGGAUUUUUUUGACAUGAAAUAUAUCAUACGUUCUACAGUUCAAUACCAUUCUUUUUCUCUUCCAAGACCGUAUUACCAAAACUAAAACUUUUGAAGUCAUAUCGGUUAGAGAUGUUUUGGUUUGGAUUAGCUAAACAUAAUAAAAACAGUUUUCCCAUGAAUCUGGUGACCAGAAUGUAUUUUGGGGUACUACAAAGAACAACUUUCAGGUAAAUCUGGCGAUCAGAAUAUAUUUUGAGUUGCUAAAAUGAGAACUUUAUAUUAAACCAAGAAACAUUCUGGUCGCCAGAUUCAUGGAAAAACUGUUUUUAUUAUGUUUAGCUAAUCCAAACUACGCACCUCCAGCAGAUAUGACUUCAAAAGUUUUAGUUUUGGUAAUACGAUCUUGGAAGAGAAAAAGAAUCAUAUUGAACUAUAGAAUGCAUGAUAUAUUCAUGUCAAAAAUCCCUAAAUUAAAAAAUCUCCAAAUGAAAAUUCCCAUUUGGGGAUUUUGUUUGGGGAUUGAUUUGUGGUAACCAAUUUGGGGCAAAUGAUCACCUACCCCAUGGGCAAAGUUUUGGAAAAGUACCGCUGAGAGGAACCACAGGGCCGAUUUUUCAUGGGAAAAAAAGUUUUUCCCAAAUAUAUACCAUUUGACUCAAUUUUUUGCGCUGAUUCUGACAACCGGUCGAAUCAAAUACCGUAAUCGAUAGAUAGAUGGUUAUAAUUCUUAUAAGCAGAGAUGUCCUGAGCUAGAGGAGAGGACGAGGCGAUACCCAAUUCUGAGAAAUUUUCAUUUUUCUCCAACAAAAUUUCAGCUUUUUAUUUGUUUUUUUGCUUACCAAUUCUCAAAAAAUGUCAGACUCCCUCGCCGAUAUUCGAUAAAUUUUAGUAAAAAAUUUCAAUUCGGUGUCCUAAGUCAUCGACCCCUUCCCUCAACCUUGACGGCCUCGAAACACCCCUACUCAUAAGUGAAGCGAGGAUAUCAUUCCUCAGUUUUUUUGAAUCCUUUUUUUACCUGAAAAAUGACAGAAACAUUUAUGGUUUCAACUCUUCGACAUCUGCAUAGUACUUUGGAGUAAUAGAUUUAACUUUUGUAGUUGUCCGGUAAUCCUCUCUCAUAGGAGAUAUGGCUAUCCAAAUAUUUUUGAUAAAGAAAUCAUGGAGUGCUAUUUAGAUGAUGUUGUUUCUUUUCACACCAAUGUAUCCUUUGCUCGAGUACGUCGCUUUGAACUACCCUUAAAAAAUAUAGAUGCAUUCUUUACAGGUAACGAAAAGCUUAUUUGGUAUUAAUUCACUGUCUAAUAAUGAAUUUUCAAUUCGUCGAUCACAAAUAGCUCCUAGGGACAAAUUUACAGAUUCUAUUGGCACUAGAAAUGAUGCGACAAAAAGAAAUAAGUAAGAGGGCAAACAAUAGAUGCUAUUUAACACAUAUUAAUCCUUUAUUGUCGUCUUCUUAUAUUUAGUCUGAACAAACGCAAAAGACGUAUGGCUGGUUUUCCUGCUUGGUGUAUAUGCACAUGCUGUAUAGGCCUCGGUUUCUUAGCAGCCAUCCUUGCUGCGAUUCUUGUGCUUACUUUACGUGAGUACUUUUUCUAUUACUUCGUUUCAAGAACUAACUUCAAGAACACGAAAGACUUGUUAAUAGUUACAUAUCACAUCUGAGCUCCUUUCACGUGAAAUAUUUCCCUAGUUCUUUUUUGUUGUAGCUUAAAUGUAGGAAAAAUUCCUGUGAGAAGAAAUAACUCAACAUGGAAAUUUUCUUUUUACUUCUAGAAAAAUCGUUUUUAAAAUUUCACAGGCAUUUUCCAAAACUUUGAUGAAGAAAAUAUAAUCUUUAGUCUACACUGAAAAACAGAAGUGCCAUAUGGAACUCUCUUUUGAAACAAAUGCGAAACUUUUUUUAGUGGUUUCGUACAAACCCAACACACAUUCACAAUGAUUGUCACGAGUUAGGAAACUUUUUUUCAAGAUUUUGUAGAUUUGCUACGAAAUCCUAAAAAGACUUACAUUUCGUUACGAAAUUCGAAACUUUUAUCAAGUACUGAAGCAUGUACAGAAUUCUUUUUAUGUUCCAUACCGUGAGUGAAACUUUUUUAAAUUUCUUACCGUACACGAAACCAUUUUUGGUUUCAUGUGGUACCUUUUUUUUCACAAUAUAUUUGCUUGCAGCAAGCUUUUAAGAACUAUAAUUGGUUUCAUCUUAAUUUUAUUCGAACAAAACAUUUCAAAUGAUUUUGACUAAUAGAUUCGUUUUUUCAAUUGAUAAAAAUUAUUUCAAUUGAUAGAAAUUAACGUAAGUUAUAUCAGAUUCAGAUUCGAAUUUUUCCACGACUGCUUCGCUUAGCAAUACGUUUCAAUUUUAGUUUCAUAUGUUCCAAAUACAACGUCUCGAGCUCAAUCGGAUGAGGAAAAAUAUUCCUCAAUAUAUCUUGUACUCGUUGCAGAAAACCUCGAAUAAAAAUAUUUUCCCUAUUGGAUAAAUUCAAAAACAAUGAUUCUUGAGCCUAUUCGCCUACCACCAUGUUCCAACAAACGUAUUCGUGUACUUAGUACCAUUCGAGGAGCAUAAUCAGAUUGUGAAAAUUGCACCUAGCUACAAUCUUUUUUCUUCAUGGACUUAUUAAUUUACUUGCUAAACUAGGGCGUGGGUGCGGAUGUUGAUGUUCGUAACAUUAUUCAAACAUCAUCUACACAUCCAGAAUUUCGCAGUUUUCAGACGAAGUCUACUAUGAGUUGUGUAGAUUCAUUUGUGAUUUCGUACGUCAUGGACUAGACCAUUUAUGUUUUCGUAGAAUUAUUGAAAGUUUCCUAAUAUGCUUACGAAACUAUUCUCAGUUUUCUAAUCAAUAUAAAAGUUUCGUAUAUUCUAUACACAACCAGCAAUAGUUCGGUAGAGUAUCUAAGAGUUUUGUAUUAUUAUUACAGAAUCAUUCUUCACUUCAUUUACUACCUACUACUUCAAUAUACAUUGCACGAAACCGUGGCUAGUUUCGUAGACUACACAAAGGUUUCAUAUUUUUCAUAAACAACCUUCGUAGUUCCAUUAAGUAUUGGUAGAUUUCGUAUAUUUUCUACAAAACGUUGCACCAUUCUGCAUAUUAUCGAACAUUUUCUAUUAUUUUCCAUGCUUACGCAUUAGGUGUGAAGUAUGUGAGUGUGGGUGAUAAAAGAAGAAUACGCUCACACCCACACCCGACACCUACAUUCACAGCCUUGUCGAGAAUGGUGGGACCAGCCACAAUGUUGUUGGGACAGGUACGAAAGGUGUGAAAAGCGACAGCAAAUAUUCAAUGUAUCAGUUGGGGCACAAUUAUCAAAUAACAAGAAAAAUUUGUUAGCACGACAAGUCUGAUAUUGCGUAAAAUGAUUGGAUUGUGUUUCUUUUCCAACUGAACUUUUUGAAUACUUGAAUUUUAUCGAUUUCAUAUUUUAAACUUAUACGCACUUAUUCUACACACAUCACCAAUGUUAUUUCUGAGGUCCAGUGUGAGAGGGACCGAAGAAUAAUCACAUAGGCGCAGAUAGAAUAAUAAACGUCUAAGUACAAGACUAUGACUACAGAUCUAAGUCUAUAGUCAUAAGUAUACAAUUUAUGAGAAUGUAGUCAUAAUGAUAUAGGUCUGAGGGUAUAGGUAUAAGGAUAUAGUUAUAAGGUUAUACGUGUAAGAUCAAGAUGCAAGGAGAUAUGUAGAAGCUUAGAAAAGUAGUUAGGUAACUCUUAUGGUAUAGACGUGACGAUCGUUACGAAACCUUUUUUCAAUUGUGUAACAAAGGUUCAGUACAAAACUAUUGUGCGAAAUCUUUUUUACAGCUGCCAGAACUGAUUUGAUACGAAAACCUUUUUUGAUUUCGCAAAAAAUCUUUUCUUUUUUGGAGUGUGCGUUACAAAUUAUCGUUUUUUCACUGAUCCGUGACAUUACAAAUCUCUGAACGAUUUCUCUAAAAAAAAAAAUUGUUCAAAAAACUGAGUAUCUGCUAUUCAAAAUCUAACAAACCUACUAUUCGAGUUCAUGUACAGAUUUUCGAUACUUCGUUUUUAUCGAGUUCGAUCUCAGAAAAUAGAUACGACUCUAUGGACGAGAAAGCGCAUCAACAGCUAUAAGUACAAGCAAAAAAGAUAGUAACGAGUUGUACCGUCAAAUUUAUCAAAGUGGUUCGAACAUCUAUGGAGCGAUGGCAAGCUCGAAUUUCCACUCUCCUUAUAAGUACUUAUUUGUGCGAGAAUUGGAAAAAACGGUUACUUGUCACGUUAAUAUAAUCGAACGAGUGUGCUAAUGAAUCUCUCAACGUGUAAGAAAGAUAGUAGAAGAAAGAAAGUCAUGAUUUUGACAAUAAAUCAGUUUACUCUACGUUAUGAAUGUAGAAAGUACUUCUCCGACUACUACUUCCCAAAAUUAAUAAUGGACAAUGUAAUUUUUCAACCAAUCAGAAGUAUCCUGAUACAUAUGUGUCGAAAUCCCUUUUCUAUAUAGAAAAUGCGACGACUAAUACAGUAACGAAAAUUAAUAACAAAGCUUAUUCUUCUACUAGUAUUCAAAGUGUUGCUGAUUAUGUCUGUCUAUUAGCUCGAAUAUCACUGAUAUUAUCUUUUCAUCAAAUCAGAAAUAUUGGGAUUCAUCUGCAAGAAUAAUCUUCUUUUUUUACUUAAGGUUCAACAAGCACCACAACAACAAUAACCGUGACAACAACAACGAUAACAACAUCAACAACAACGUCAAUAACAACGACAACAACUACAACAAUAACGACAACAACAUCAACAACAACGACAACAACAUCAACAACAACAUCAACAACGACAACAACAUCAACAACAACAUCAACAACAACGACAACAGCAUCAACAACAACAACAACAACGACAACAAAAACUACAACGAGUAUGUCCAUUUGUUCGAUGUUUUAG
This is a messenger RNA of Rotaria sordida, 5284 nucleotides long. The record is from the annotation of a GenBank genome assembly. NCBI's taxonomy places the organism in Eukaryota, Metazoa, Rotifera, Eurotatoria, Philodinida, Philodinidae.